CUGAGGGAAGCCCUGAAUGCUCAGAAGCACGCAGAGAGAGCCGCCAUGAGGGAUCACUUCAGGAAGAAGUACCAGCUCUCCAAGAGUUCCAAGGACACCAGCCACCUGAGUGCGGCGCAAGGGAAAGUGGCACUCCCCCGUCAACUGGCUAAACUGAUUGGUCCUGAGACCCCGGCCAAGGACGAUGGCUACAGCCUGCUGAGCGCCUUCCAAGGCCUCAACUUCAACAUGGGGAUGCUUGGAGGCAAGCAGACCAAGUCGUCCACUCCAAUGUCAGUCAACGGAGAGGCCUGCAAAGUCAUGUGAUCAAAGAGAACAUACUAGAUACUACACAGAAUCAACCUGCAACAUGCUAAAAACAUGCAUUAUGCCUAAAUGAUGAAGAAUAACAUUUUAACACAACGUAGUAGCAGAUUGGAGGGAACACAUUGACAGACGACUUUGUCACAGUUGCUCCUCUAUCCCUUUAUCUCCUUAUCUGUCUUUAACUCUCUCUUCCCCCCUCUUCCUCUCUCUCUCUCUUCACCCC
Messenger RNA from Oncorhynchus mykiss (rainbow trout), 529 nucleotides. Its product is annotated as complexin-3-like. Gene Ontology annotation, molecular function: syntaxin binding. The record is from RefSeq and is a predicted model, not a curated record. Gene Ontology annotation, cellular component: SNARE complex; terminal bouton. NCBI's taxonomy places the organism in Eukaryota, Metazoa, Chordata, Actinopteri, Salmoniformes, Salmonidae. Gene Ontology annotation, biological process: regulation of neurotransmitter secretion; neurotransmitter transport; synaptic vesicle exocytosis.